Messenger RNA from Rotaria sp. Silwood2, 339 nucleotides. Lineage: Eukaryota; Metazoa; Rotifera; Eurotatoria; Philodinida; Philodinidae. The record is from the annotation of a GenBank genome assembly.
AUGGCUUUUAUUCUCAUGCUCGAAAUAACACCCUCGACUGAUACGAGUCUCGUUGGAAAUACGGCACUUGUCGCUUAUACAAUCGGUGAAGCAAUAAUCACUCUCUCUGCCUAUCUUACUCUUGACUGGCAAAAGCUGAAAUGGGUCAGUGUCGUUUUUAUUGGUUCAGUUUUACCUUAUCUCUAUUUUAUGACGGAAACGCCACUUUAUCUCUAUGCCAAACAACAAUAUACUGAACUCGAAGCACUUUUGCGUCGAAUUGCAACGCGAAAUAAACGAACUGAAGAACAAUGGUGUCCAUCGUAUCAGGAAUUCUUACGUAAUCAAUCGAUCACAUAA